UUUUUUUUUUUCUCUUUCAUUUCACUCACAGAAAUGAUAAGGCUUAUAUUGAUAUUUCUCGCAUUGACAACAGUAAUUGGCGGGUUUCGUAUUGGAACAGGUAAAUCAGAUAUUACUGGACCAGUUACACAAGUCAUGAUGAUGGGCUAUGCAGAGCUUGGACAGACCGGUCAAGGUAUCUUGCAACGAUUGUGGGCAAGAGCAUUCAUCAUUGAAGACCCUAAAACAAAAGCUCGGAUUGUCUUUGUCAACACCGAUACUCAAUCCAUGGGAGAUAUCAUCAAGAAAAGAGUUGUCGAAAAGCUCCAAGAGAGAUACGGUCCCAUUUAUACCGAAGGAAAUGUCAUGAUUUCCAGCACUCACUCACAUAGUGGCAUGGGUGGCUAUCUGCAAUAUACUCUGUACGAAAUCUCCGUUUUAGGCUGGAUUGAAGAGACUGCGAAUCCGAUGGUACAAGGAAUUAUGCAGUCUAUCAUAAACGCACAUGACAACCUUGUCGAUGGAUCACUUGCUCUCUCCAGUGGUGAAUUAUUAAACUCAAACAUCAACAGGUCACCCCAAGCUUAUUUAUUGAAUCCAUUUGAAGAAAGAGCAUUAUAUAAACAUGAUGUUGACAAGAACAUGACCGUUUUAAGCUUUAAAAAUAAUCAAGGACAUGAUCUUGGACUAGUGAGCUGGUUUCCUGUCCAUGGUGUGUCUAUCAAUAACACGAAUCGAUUGAUUAAUGGUGAUAAUAAGGGUUAUGCUGCUUAUCUGGUGGAAAGACACAUGAAUAGAAAUAUAUCACCAUCUUUUGUGGCUGCUUUUGCUCAAAGUAACGAAGGUGAUGUUAGUCCAAAUACAUUGGGAUCAUUCUGUACAGGUACUGAUAUUCCUUGUGAUGGAACGCGUGAAUCGAAAUGUCCUAGUGGAAGCAAAUGUAACGGCCGAGGUCCGGGCUGGGAAACGAGUGGUAUUGAAUCGAAUCGAAUUAUUGGAGAGAACCAAGCGCUAAAAGCGUUAGAACUAUAUACAUCCGAAUCAACCCAAGUUGAUGGAACAGUAGACUAUGUUCAAAGAUAUUGGGACAUUACAAAAGCAGUGGUUACCAAUCAUGAUAAGCAGUCGAAACUUUGUGCGGCCGCCAUGGGAUACGCUUUUGCUGCUGGGACAACGGAUGGCCCCGCUUUACAUGGAUUCCAUCAAAAUACAACACAUGGUAAUCUUGGUUGGGACAUUAUCCGUAAUAUAGUCAAGAGACCCAGCGCCAAUCAAAGGCGUUGUCAAGCACCGAAGCCUAUUUUGCUAGAUACAGGGGAAAUGACUUCUUUACAUGCAUGGCAGCCAGAAAUACUCGAUAUUCAGCUGUUCAAGCUGGGUAAUGUAUUUAUCUAUGCCGUUCCGUCAGAAUUUACCACAAUGAGUGGGCGAAGGCUGCAAAUGGCAAUUAAAACCGCUCUAAUUGAAAAUUAUUUGGGAAAUGAAGAUACCAUCGUCAUCCAUUCAGGCCCAGCUAAUGGAUAUGCAUCUUACUGUACAACCUUUGAAGAAUACCAAAACCAAAGAUACGAAGGAGCAUCGACACCCUAUGGUCCAAACACAUUACAAGCAUAUAUUCAAGCCUUCGAGGAGCUGGUCUUCAUGAUGGCAAAUCCAACCAACCACAGCAUUGUAUCUGAAGAAUUACCAGACUACACCAAAAAAUCAUUUAAUCUCACGCCUAUCUACCGGUCAGACCAAUCUCACCUAUUUAGAUCUUUUGGCGAUGUAUUGAGAGACGUCUCUUCCGAUCACUUCACAAAAACCAGUACACCUAUAGUAGUCUCUGCUAGCUUUGUUGCUGGAAAUCCUCGAAACGAUCCCAUGCUGAAUAAAACCUUUCUCACGGUAGAAAAGAAGAUUGCUAAGGAUCAAUGGAAAGUAGUGCGGACAGAUGAUGAUUAUGACACUAGGUUCUCUUGGAAGUAUAAACAUCAAUUACUAGGUACUUCAGAAGCAACCGUAGAAUGGCACGUGGCUCAUGAUGUUGAACCUGGUGUAUACCGGUUGGGAUACAUUGGAAAUAGCAUUGCGCCAUUUAGCAAAAAAUUGACGCCACAUAAGGGCUAUUCGAGGGAGUUUGUUAUUUCCAAUUACUGUUAAUAUUCUAUAUCGUAUAUACAUAAAAACACGACAAUAUUCAUAUAUGACUUUAGUAUCAUAAAAUAUACAUUACAGAUGAAACAUUCCAACGAGAAUCUGUCUCCUAUCAACUGUUUCGAAAUAUAAACAAAAAAAAAGUCUUAAAUCAUGGUUUGAUUUUAAAAAGCUAGAGUCUCCCUCGUAUACACAUUCUCCCCCAGUAAAAUUUAUUCUAAAUGGACCAAGGUUAAAAAACCGACUGUGCAUCAAAGCUCCAUGAUGUAAUGCCGAGAACACAAG
Molecule: messenger RNA, 2400 nt
Organism: Mucor mucedo
Lineage: Eukaryota; Fungi; Mucoromycota; Mucoromycetes; Mucorales; Mucoraceae
Product: Neutral/alkaline nonlysosomal ceramidase
Exons: 10
Coding region: 34-2121 (695 amino acids)
Biological process (GO): sphingosine biosynthetic process; ceramide catabolic process; long-chain fatty acid biosynthetic process
Cellular component (GO): extracellular region
Molecular function (GO): N-acylsphingosine amidohydrolase activity
Source: RefSeq, a predicted model, not a curated record